Molecule: messenger RNA, 3032 nt
Organism: Anguilla rostrata (American eel)
Lineage: Eukaryota; Metazoa; Chordata; Actinopteri; Anguilliformes; Anguillidae
Gene: uts2r3
Product: urotensin-2 receptor 3
Exons: 2
Coding region: 431-1606 (391 amino acids)
Biological process (GO): neuropeptide signaling pathway
Cellular component (GO): plasma membrane
Molecular function (GO): urotensin II receptor activity
Source: RefSeq, a predicted model, not a curated record
GAAAGCGACAGACACAGAACAUAAGCACAAGUUUAGCGCGUGAAGAGUUGGAGAACUCCAUUCGAAUUGCAUUAGGUCUACUGGAAUACGUGUGUAUUAACGCAGUACGCUCAGAAGUCAAAACUACAACGGUCAUAGAAGACAAUAUAAUGCCAUGUUUUUUAUGGCACCGGAAGAUGGAAAUAUGCGUUUCUGAAGAGAGAACAAGACAUCGGCGCAAGGCAGAAUUCUAUGGACUGGACUAGAUUUUAAGCUAAUCACAAGCCCUGCCUAUUUUUAUGAGUGUAUAGCGCUAUCUGUGCUCACAAUUUUUUGAUAACCCCCCAGGAUCACUGGAGAUAAACACAUUUCCCCUUCCAACCAUUUUUGCUAAUUCUUAGCAAAGCACCAGAAGAACCCAAUUUUACCAUCUGCUUCCCAGUGAAGCUAAAUGGAUCCUUCUAUUUCCAUCCCACACUCCCCCACCCCUGCCUCCCCCCACACCCUCCCUCUCUUCCCCAACCACUCAUUCCCGUCCUCCUCACCCUCCCUACCGCCUUCCCCGAGCCUGGCCUCCACCAUCCUCUUCUGCUCGGUGCUCUCCCUCAUGUCCCUCCUGGGCAUCGCGGGGAACGUCUACACCCUGGGCCUCUUGCUGGGCCGGCGCAAAGGGAGGAGACGUAGACGAAGCAGGUGCUGCGUUGGCUGGCUGUGCCUUUCGCCCUCUUCCCCAUGCUCCCCUUCCUCCUCGCUCUCCCCUUCUUCGUCCUCCUCCUCCUCCUCCUCCUCCUCAUCUCUCUACCUCCAGGUCUUGAGCCUAGCCCUGGCCGACCUCCUCUACCUCUCCACGGUCCCCUUCAUCGUGUACGACAGCCUGGCAGCCGACUGGGCCUUCGGGGAGCUGGGCUGCCGGCUGCUGCUCAGCCUGGACCUGCUCACCAUGCACGCCAGCAUCUUCACCCUCACGGCCAUGAGCCUGGACCGCUACCGGGCCGUCGCGGACCCGCUGACGGCCUCCUCCUCCCCGUCGCCGGGCCUGCUCCGGGUCGCCCUGGCCUGGGGGCUGGCGCUGGCUCUCAGCCUCCCCAUGAUGAUCACCCUCCACCUGGAGGACGGGGGCAACCAGGAGGGCCAGCUGUGCGUGCCGGCCUGGGACGAGCAGAGCUCCAAGGUCUACAUGAGCGUGCUCUUCUGCACCAGCAUCCUCGGCCCGGGACUGGCCAUCGGGGCCUUGUACGCCGCCCUGGGUCGCCUGUAUUGGGUCUCCCAAACCCAGCCUCCAUGGGCAAGCACAAGCAGCACGUAUCCUGCUCGUGCCCCCCGCCCCAAAGUCUUGCUCUUGAUCCUGGGAAUAGUUCUGGCCUUUUGGGCCUGUUUCCUCCCCUUCUGGAUCUGGCAGCUGCUGCCCCUGUACCGGCCGGAGGUGCUGAGGUCCGUCCCCACCAGCACUCAGGUUACCGUCAACAGGGUCCUCACGGGGCUCACAUAUGGGAACUCCUGCGUCAACCCCUUCUUCUACACCCUUCUCACCGGCAAACGCAAGAGCAGUCGCUCCAGGCAGACUCUCACCACAGGCGGUCUCACGUCAGGGGCCCAGCUGUCCCACAAGAGGAAGCCGAUCCACUAGUGCCCAAGAUUGAGGCACAACUUCGAACCAGGUGCUGAUUUGGUGCCAUUGUGUUCCAGCUGCUCAGUUGUUCUAGAAUGUUCUCAUAAUCCCGUGACGGUCUCUCACUGUAGGAACUCAUGGAUGCAAUCUGGACUAAUGCAACUUCUUUGCCAGCAGGUAGACUUUUAGAAUCUGCAUAUAGACUUUUUAAAACUAUAUAUAUUUCUUAAUGUUCCUCUCUGUUCCCCUCUAUGGCACUAUGGCUUGGAUGAACACAGAGACAAUAUGAAAACAGAUAAUUACAGAAAUGCCAUAGUUAUGUCCAGCCUUCCCUCUAUCCCUAACAUCUUGGAUCAGAUUUACAGUUCUUUCUCUGAACUAUGAAAGUACUUAUUUACAUAACUACCCACAAAUGUAGUAAAUAAGACAGAAUACACAUUAAUGAAGACUGUCAUACUAAUGCAACAACUGACCACUUUUACUGUGCCACUACAAGACUGAAAACCCCUUUGGAACAUUACUCAGAUUGUUUACUUCUGAAUGUCCCACCAUAGGACUGAUUUGUCAUUAUUACAUUAAAAAAAGAUGUAAAAUUUGGGAAUUGGAUCCCGAAUUUGUGAUUUUUUUUUACUUCUCUGUUUAGGAUAAUACCAGUAAGGUGUGGUGGAGGUGUAAUUUAUUGUGUAUUUUCAGUUGGAAAGUGAAUAUCAUCUAUACUCUGGGCCAGCUAAGGCUAAAUGUUUUCAGAAGAUUUUGGUUAGAUUUCCAUUUGGUUGUGAGAUAAAGUUGUGAUGAAAAUUUUCCACCAACAGUCUUAAAGUGUUUCAUUGUUCCAAACAGGUUCUGCCAAAGUCACAGAAAAAAUUUUCCUGGCACGUUGUGUAUAACCUUAUGCUGGCGACAUCCCCAGAUGGUUAUCGUUUAGUCAUUUUAAAAGUCACGGAGGAUAUCUGUCAAAUCUUACAUAUGUUUUAAAUGGAAGUAUUGAAAUGGCAGAUUUGUUCAUUAUUAGCAUUCGUGAUGGAAUUAACAUUAAUGACAAUCAUCCAUAAUUCAGAUUUUUUGAGCUUUAUUAACAAAAUUGAAUGCUCUGAAUGUUUUUCCUGUAAUGUUCCUUGUCGCUUAAAGAGUAUUUUCAAGGGACAUCCAGGAAACUUGUACUCACUUUCCCAAUGUUUUGGGAAUGUUCUAAGAACCAAAAAUGGUUUCAAACCAGACAUUUCUGCAUACUUUUAUAGCACUUUCACACAGAAAGCUAUUGAUCAAAGCAUUUUUGUUCAAAAAGAUUACUUGCAUGUGUUUUGAAUUUUUUCUUUCUGAUAAACCAUGCAAUGUACUGCAUGGCGAUUACAUUGUUAUGUUUGUAAAGUUUGAUGAAUGUAAUAUAUAAUCAUAAAUAAAAAAUAAUUCUUUAUAUACUUAAGUACAAAUUUAUGUUACGGGU